Molecule: messenger RNA, 888 nt
Organism: Moesziomyces antarcticus
Lineage: Eukaryota; Fungi; Basidiomycota; Ustilaginomycetes; Ustilaginales; Ustilaginaceae
Product: succinate dehydrogenase
Exons: 1
Coding region: 1-888 (295 amino acids)
Biological process (GO): aerobic respiration; tricarboxylic acid cycle; respiratory electron transport chain
Cellular component (GO): mitochondrial membrane
Molecular function (GO): 2 iron, 2 sulfur cluster binding; electron transfer activity
Source: RefSeq, a predicted model, not a curated record
AUGUCGCUAUUCAACAUCAGCAGCAGUCUGCGCACUGCGCUCCGACCCUCCGUCGCCAGCUCGUCGCGUGCUGCCGCCUUCUCCACCACCGCCGCCGCACGUCUCGCCACCCCCACCAGUGACAACGUCGGCAGCUCUGGCAAGCCCCAGCACCUCAAGGAGUUCAAGAUCUACAGGUGGAACCCCGACACCCCCUCCGAGAAGCCCCGUCUGCAGUCGUACACCCUCGACCUCAACCAGACCGGCCCAAUGGUGCUCGACGCCUUGAUCAAAAUCAAAAACGAGGUGGAUCCCUCGCUCACCUUCCGUCGUUCGUGCCGAGAGGGCAUCUGCGGCUCGUGCGCCAUGAACAUUGACGGUGUCAACACGCUCGCCUGCCUCUGCCGCAUCGACAAGGCCGGCGACACCAAGAUCUACCCGCUGCCGCACAUGUACAUUGUCAAGGACCUCGUGCCCGACCUCACGCAGUUCUACAAGCAGUACCGCUCCAUCGAGCCUUUCCUCAAGUCCAACAACACCCCCGCCGAGGGCGAGCACCUCCAGUCGCCCGAGGAGCGUCGUCGCCUCGACGGCCUCUACGAGUGCAUCCUCUGCGCGUGCUGCUCCACCUCGUGCCCCAGCUACUGGUGGAACCAGGACGAGUACCUCGGCCCCGCCGUCCUCAUGCAGGCCUACCGCUGGAUGGCCGACUCGCGCGACGACUUUGGCGAGGAGCGCAGGCAGAAGCUCGAAAACACCUUCUCGCUCUACCGCUGCCACACCAUCAUGAACUGCUCCAGGACCUGCCCCAAGAACCUCAACCCAGGCAAGGCCAUCGCACAGAUCAAGAAGGACAUGGCCGUCGGCGCGCCCAAGGCCGCCGACCGCCCCAUCAUGGCCUCGUCCUAA